Leptinotarsa decemlineata (Colorado potato beetle) is the source of this 1187-nucleotide messenger RNA. Its product is annotated as lipase 3. Lineage: Eukaryota; Metazoa; Arthropoda; Insecta; Coleoptera; Chrysomelidae. The record is from RefSeq and is a predicted model, not a curated record. Gene Ontology annotation, biological process: lipid metabolic process. Gene Ontology annotation, molecular function: hydrolase activity, acting on ester bonds.
CCACAGUUUCUCUAUCAAGGCCUCUGUAUGCAUUAAAAGUGAACUCGGUAAUACCAUACACAUGAGGUAAAGAGUUCAGGUCGAAAAACAUGAGGUCUAUUUCGGAAUUGUUGGCAAGUGUCGUGUUCGUCUUCAGUAGUGUGAUCAGUCAAGAGAAUAAUGUUUGCCCAACCUUUAAGGAUUAUUACACAAUCAAGAAUAAUUCAAGAUGCUGGUACGAUCUUGCAGCAGAAUACAGUGCUCCAGAAAUUAUCCAGCGAAUGGGAUAUCCGCUUCUAACGUAUAAGGUACAGACAGCCGAUGGAUACAUUUUGACCAUGUUUCGAAUCCCGAAUGAUCAUAUCAACAACCCAGAUGCAAGAUUCACCCCAAUAUACUUGCAACAUGGUCUAGUAGCUACAAGUGCAUCAUUUCUUGGAAAAGGAAGAGAUUCGUUAGCGUUCGUAUUAUCAGACGCUGGGUAUGAUGUUUGGUUGGGAAACUAUAGAGGAAAUCCCUACUCUGAAGAACACGUGAACAUGACGAUCUUUGAUCAAGAGUACUGGAAUCAUGGUCUAGAUGAAGUCGCUCUCCUCGACAUUCCUGCUCAAUAUCAAACUAUAUUAGACAACACAGCUCCUGGAAGUAAGAUCAUUUUCAUUGGACACUCUUUAGGAACAACAGUUUCUCUCAUGUUCGCCUCAGAAUAUCCAGAAAGAGCCAGAAAAAUUAUGAAAAUGAUGGUUCUUUUGUGUCCAGCAUACACAUUAACAAAUAUGGUAUCUCCGUACAAGAUGUUGGCACCCAUGGGUGAUUUUGUAUUGGAUACUGUCAGAAGACUGAAAUUGGACAGAAUAGUAUCACAUGCUAGAGAGCUCAGAAGAUUUGUUAUUCCAGUUUGCAUGGAAUCUCCAGAGUUGAUGAGGAACUGUAUGCAGAUGUAUAAUCUAUUUUAUGGACCUAACACUGAUUUGGGACCGGAAUCAAUUCCAGUUUACUUCAAUCAAGCGCCUGGGGGAACCUCCAUUAAGAUUCUGAAUCACGCCGCCGACUUCAUCAAAGGAAACUUCCGAAAGUAUAACUACAAUGAACUGAAUUAUAAAGUUUAUGGAACUCCGUAUUCUCCAAAAUACGACAUCAGUAAGGUACAUGUUCCUGUAUAUCUGGUUUAUAGUGCACAGGAUUGGGCAACUACUGAAGCAGUAUAA